Spinacia oleracea (spinach) is the source of this 1248-nucleotide messenger RNA. Its product is annotated as GCN5-related N-acetyltransferase 5, chloroplastic. The coding region runs from base 92 to 1096 and encodes 334 amino acids. The transcript has 4 exons. Lineage: Eukaryota; Viridiplantae; Streptophyta; Magnoliopsida; Caryophyllales; Amaranthaceae. Gene Ontology annotation, molecular function: acyltransferase activity, transferring groups other than amino-acyl groups. The record is from RefSeq and is a predicted model, not a curated record.
UUAGUUCACAACUUCACAAGUACCGAUCUUAUCAUUUGCAAAUCCUCCAAUUCUUGCACAAGUGUAGAACGCAGAGCUCCUCUUCCCAUCAAUGGCUGCCACACUCUUUCUCCUCCCUUCAAUCGUUUUUCACCACCAUAACACUUUCCACUCCAAAUUGUCUUCCAAAUCAAAGCUUCAAUCGUUCGUUCUCUCCCCUCCAAAAAAAUCAAAUCAAUCCCCAUUUAUUCGCUUCUCCACCUCUUCUUCCUCACCUGAUCAUCCUUCACCUCCGACUCCAUCUUCUUCCAUUGAUUAUAAGACCCAAACCCCACAAAAUUUCCGGCGUUUUUUGACCAAUGAAGAGCUACAGGAAGAGCUUCAAAAGCUUCAAUUUCUCGAAAAUUUCACUUAUUUUUGCAAAUUGCCAUCUGGGUAUUUGUAUAUUAGGGCAAUGCAGGAUACGGAGCUUGAUAUGACUGUUGAUUUGCUUGCAGAAUCAUUUGCUGAGUCCAUGCUUUUGCCUAAUAUGUAUAUGACUGUGUUAGGGUUUUUGAUUAAGCAGUAUAUGAUUGAAAGGAGGGGUUUGUUGCCUCAUUGUGUUACCCUGAUUGGGUUUUUUCGGGGCGAAGAAGGAAGUGGAGAUGAAGAGUUGGCUGGGACAGUGGAGGUAUCCUUUGAUAGAAGGGGUGCUAAUUCUUCACCUCCUACCCCAACCCCACCUAAGAACAGCCCUUACAUUUGUAACAUGACCGUAAAAGACCGUCUUCGAAGGAGGGGCAUAGGUUGGCAUCUUCUGAAGGCAAGCGAGGAACUGAUAUCAAACAUGAGUUCGACAAAAAAUGUAUACUUGCAUUGUAGAAUGAUUGACUCAGCACCAUUUAGCAUGUAUAAGAAGGCCGGAUAUGCUGUUGUUACGACAGACAACUUUUUAGUCCUACUCAAGCUGCAGAGACGGAAACAUUUGAUGUGUAAAGAACUUCCUACUUUGAGCAAGCCCUUGGAAACGGUCAUUGCUAGGGAUGAAGAAGUGGCCCCGUCUUUAAUGGAUGGGAGAGAAUCAGAACCUCUGUUAGUUGAUGAGGUUUUGAAGAGCUCUCUUGAUAUGGAUGCAUGAUAUCCAGCUUUAGGUUGCCAUUCUGCAUGUAUUCAUACACAAGGAACCGGUGCUUUCCGUCGGCACAAUAACCGAUUAACGAAACGAGAUUCGGAUGGUCCAGCCUGCUCAAGAUGUCAACUUCCACUCGAAAUUCACGCUCACCUUCUGCU